AUGUUGAUGUUACGAUCCCAACAAUACUUUCUCAGAAGACGAGGUCGUGCAAACUACGAUUUGUGCCGAGCUAACAGAUUUAUACCUUGGCUCAUUAUGUUUCCAGAAAAAGGUAAAGAUUACUGUCUCUUGUUUAAUCCUGAGGAAAAAGAGAAAGUGUAUAGGAUACAAGAUCUUGGUGUUGAGUUCGUAAGUAGUCAUUGUUUGGCAAUUUAUGGAAGUUGGCUCUUUAUGAAAGAUCCUAGAUAUAAUCUCUAUAUUAUGAAUCUAUUUACUCGCGAGAGGAUUAAUCUUCCGUCUGUGGAGGCAGAAUUUGGUAGAAUAAAGAUUGAACGAACCAUAGAUGAUAUGUUCCGUAUAAAAAUUGAUGAUGAAUAUUUCCAUUAUCCUGAAAAAGACAUCCAUAUUGAGCUCCCUAUAUUGUGGAUAGAUGAAAAAACCAAAGAUUAUGUGGUUAUGUGGUUAAUGCAAAGGCAAUACCCGUGUCUGGUUUAUUGUAGAAAUGGAGAUAAUCUUUGGAAACAUGCUAUUAAUGAUUACAGUGAUAUGGUAUACAAAGAUCAUAAGAUUUACUUGUAUAAUAGCUCGCGUGAUGUCAAAGUUUUGGAAUUUUCUGGAGAUAUUCCACGACAAAUCUUUGAAACGCACGUUAACUAUGAUGAGGCGAUAGAAAAGGGAAUGCCAGAACGUAUUUACCCAGAGCUUGGUGAUGUUUGGCAUAUCAAAAGAACGCAUCUUGUAGUCACACUGACUGGAGAAACCCUCAGAGUUAAGAGCAUGAUAUGGAGUCAUCUGGAUGUUUGGUCCUUCCGCAUUUACAAACUAAAUUCUUCAAAUACUGACUGGGAGAAACUUACUUCUUUGGGAGACGAGGCAGUACUUUUGGAUCAAGGUAUCACUGUGCUAGCCAGCGCCACCGAAGGAAUCAAUAGAAAUUCAAUAUAUUUCAGUGGUUAUCAUGAUUCUGAAUAUGAUGAUCGUGUUUGGAGUGAAAAAGAUAUAUUUGUCUUCAAUCUCGACACACAAGAAGUUGAAAGACCACAUCAAAGUUUUUGUUCGUCCAUUCAAUUAUCCGAUGCACGAUGGUUUGUGCCAAAUUUCAAACAUAUAUAAUUGAUCUCAACUUUGUUGUAUCUUUUCAAUGCUUUUUUUUUCCUUUUCGUUCCCCUAAACACAUCUAUGUUGGACUUGUGUCUCUUUUCUUUUGCAAGUGUGAAAGUAAAUUAAACAUAUCAUAUAUAAUAUAUACGUAAUGUUUUA
Molecule: messenger RNA, 1260 nt
Organism: Arabidopsis lyrata subsp. lyrata
Lineage: Eukaryota; Viridiplantae; Streptophyta; Magnoliopsida; Brassicales; Brassicaceae
Product: probable F-box protein At4g22060
Exons: 2
Coding region: 1-1113 (370 amino acids)
Source: RefSeq, a predicted model, not a curated record